AUGUUUCAAUGUGCAGAGUGUGGCAAGUCCUAUCAGAGGAAGUCGCAUCUCUCGCGCCACGAGGAGACACAUACGCGUCAGCUCUCCUUCAGCUGUCCGGUUUGCAGCAAAGCCUUUUCCAAGUCGGAGGUUGCUCGAAGACACAGCAAAACAUGUGCAAAGAAAUACAACCAGCCUUUGCCGGCGGCGAGCAAGCCUGGUAGAAAACGCCUGUCUUGCGACGCUUGCUCAGCUUCCAAGACAGCGUGUGAUCGAAAGCAUCCGUGUUCUCGUUGCGAAUCUUUGAAACGAGGUUGUACCUAUGCGGGCCAAGAGGCAGCUUCUCCGGUAGAGGACCGUUCGACCGAUGUCUCGUCGCCACGGGAUGAUCCAUUCUCGUUUCUUAGGUACUUCACGGAUCCUUCUGCGGGAAUGGAUAGGCUUGCCAUCGGCAAGACUGCAGAGUACUCUAUUCGCAGAAACCUGGAAGGGCUCUACACCCACCUCGAAAGCGAGUUGAUACCUGUCAACCCUCCUCCGAAUUCCAUAGGAGAUAUUCCGUUUCCUAGUGAUUUCUUACCUGUUGGACUCUGGUCUGACGACUCCUUCUCGCCGAAGCUGUUGAAACAGCUCAAUGAUAUUCUCAGAGAGCUGGUUGAAAUUUCCAAGUCAAUGAGUCCCAUCGACGGAGGGCAGCAUAGACCGCUUGAUAUGCUGGAACUAACCUCCCUUUUCACAGCCACAAAUCUGUUUGCCUUCAUCUCGGUUUUCUUUCAUUCACUGCACUGGCAUCUCCCAGUAGUUCAUUUCCCCACGUUUGAUCCAGGCAACGUUUCUACCUUUCUCCUACUCUCUAUCUGCCUGACUGGCGCAACAUACACUUCACCGAUUGGUGGAACAACUUUACCACCGCGGCUCCUGGAUGUCGCCGAGGAGCUUAUCUUCCGACAAAUAACCAGCCUUUCCACUCUGCCACCCGUCUCCCUGAAGAAUCCGACGCAGCUGCUGCCCACCGUGCAGUUGAUUCAAAGCGCUUUAAUCAUGGAAAUGCUGCAGUUCGGACAAGACCAAACGGACACGAGGCGACGUAUUCGGAUCAUUCGUCAUCCAUGCCUAGUGUCUGUACUGCGAUCGCUAGGAUUCUUCCAGCUCAGGCGAAGCAUGACUCCCAGUGUCUGUGACGACUCUACGUGGAGGGAUAUGGUAGCAGAGGAGGCUUGUAUACGAGUCGCCUCCUGGGUCUUCCUCGCAGAUGGAUUCCUUACUGUCUGUUUCAAGAACCAUCCCUCCUUGUCCAGUUUCGAGAUGAACUGCGACUUCCCGUGGCCUACUGAAUUAUGGGAGGCGGACGGGGCGUCUGCCUUCAAUACGAGCGUUGCGUCUCAUGCCAAUGCACCGCCAAUACCACCGCUCCGUGAAGCUCUAGGUCAAUUGCUCAGUCACUCCAACCCCGGUGAUCCGAUAACGUGGCAUCGCUCGCCAUCAGUGGAGCACCUAUUGAUACUGAUAUAUGCCAUGAACACGCUUGCAUUCCAAGCCCGAGCUGGCUUUCUUGGAUAUCUCCCAUCCAAAAGCAUAGAGAACGCCGCUCGAAACUGGAAAGGGAUUUGGGAUUCUACGAUAGCUCGGUUGGGCAAGGAGCGGUAUUUGCUGCUGGGCUAUCCUCAGCAUGCUGAAGAGCUCUGGUGUCUACUGACCGCCACAUUGAACGUGUCCAACAAACAGCAGACAUCGAUUCGGUACUUGGAUAGCGCGGCAACGGAUGAUCUGGAAGACCUGCAUGAAUUCAUUGAGCGGUGUGGUCCAGCGGGUGGAUGAGUGGAACAUGCUGGUGUUUUAGGACAUUCGUUCCAGACAACAGACAUCGCAGAUCCCCAUUGAUGAAAAUGCAACCUCAUAAUUUGCGACUGGGGAGGAUAGCCAUCCUUGUAUUCCUUGAGCGCAUAAAAGUUCCAAUACGCAGAGCCUGCAUUAUCGGGAUCGAUUGAAAAGAGAUUCAAACUAACCCUAAUAUCUUGUGGCCGAGCUCUCACCAGAGAAGUCAUUUAUUAGAGCAUAUUACUUGGCUUUUAUGCACAUGACUGAGGAUGAACAAGACUUCCCAGAGAACACUUGCCUCGGCACUCCGCCAACCAGGGAUCAUCAUGGUUUGAACUCUACGAAACCGUUACACUGUUAACAUGAUAAUUAUACAUUAAUUUAUACAUACUAUUUACACAAGCGCAUCCUU
Aspergillus steynii IBT 23096 is the source of this 2209-nucleotide messenger RNA. RefSeq lists its product as uncharacterized. The record is from RefSeq and is a predicted model, not a curated record. Gene Ontology annotation, cellular component: chromatin. The transcript is spliced from 6 exons. NCBI's taxonomy places the organism in Eukaryota, Fungi, Ascomycota, Eurotiomycetes, Eurotiales, Aspergillaceae. The coding region runs from base 1 to 1797 and encodes 598 amino acids. Gene Ontology annotation, molecular function: DNA-binding transcription factor activity, RNA polymerase II-specific; zinc ion binding; RNA polymerase II cis-regulatory region sequence-specific DNA binding. Gene Ontology annotation, biological process: DNA-templated transcription; regulation of transcription by RNA polymerase II.